AUGGCUGGUCUCAUCUCAGACUACACUGGUGGCAGGGCCACCACUUGCUGUGCAAUGCUUAUCCUGGCAGCUCCCAUGCUUUUUUUGUACAACUAUGUUGGCCAAAAUGGACUAGGUACAUCCAUAGCAAUGCUCAUUAUCUGUGGUGCCCUUGUCAAUGGACCCUAUGCUCUCAUUACAACUGCUGUUUCAGCUGAUUUGGGUACUCAUGAAAGUCUCCAGGGAAAUGCAAAAGCUCUCUCCACAGUCACAGCCAUCAUUGAUGGAACAGGAUCUGUGGGUGCUGCCCUUGGGCCUUUGUUAGCAGGUUUGAUCUCCAGUUCUGGUUGGGACAAUGUCUUCUACAUGUUGAUUUCAGCCGAUGUUUUGGCGUGUCUGCUCCUUUCACGAGUGGUAUUCAAAGAAAUUCGAGGUUGGUGUGGCUGCUAUACAAGAAAAAGAGGGUCAAUCACCAUUUUUUGAACAGUCAUGCUCUGGGGCCAUAAAUCCCGCUUUAAAGAAUUUUGAUA
This is a messenger RNA of Protobothrops mucrosquamatus (brown spotted pit viper), 509 nucleotides long. Its product is annotated as glucose-6-phosphate exchanger SLC37A2-like. The record is from RefSeq and is a predicted model, not a curated record. Gene Ontology annotation, cellular component: endoplasmic reticulum membrane. Lineage: Eukaryota; Metazoa; Chordata; Lepidosauria; Squamata; Viperidae. The coding region runs from base 1 to 462 and encodes 153 amino acids. Gene Ontology annotation, molecular function: glucose 6-phosphate:phosphate antiporter activity. The transcript has 8 exons. Gene Ontology annotation, biological process: phosphate ion transmembrane transport; glucose-6-phosphate transport.